AUGAAUUAUCAGAGCAAGAAGCUUAUUAACAAUCCAAACGAUGUUGUGACAGAGUUCAUUGAAGGGCUAGUGGAAACCUAUCCUGGUUUGCAGUAUUUGGAUGGCUUUCCUGAUGUAAAAGUUGUUUUACUUGCUGAUGUUUCUGGCGGCACAUAUGACAAAGUGGCCGUUAUAUCAGGAGGGGGAAGUGGUCAUGAGCCGGCUCAUGCUGGAUUUGUUGGAGAAGGAAUGCUGACAGCAGCAAUAUGUGGUGAUAUUUUUGCCUCUCCUCCCGUUGACUCCAUUCUUGCAGGUAUACGAGCAGUUACUGGUCCUUCGGGGUGCCUGCUGAUUGUCAAGAAUUACACAGGCGACCGCUUAAAUUUUGGUUUGGCAGCUGAGCUGGCUAAAUCUGAAGGUUUUAAAGUGGAGAUGGUGAUUGUUGGUGAUGACUGUGCUUUACCACCUCCAAGAGGUAUAGCUGGACGAAGAGGUUUGGCUGGAACCAUUCUUGUUCAUAAGGUUGCUGGGGCUGCAGCUGCUGCCGGCCUCCCUUUAGAAGAAGUUGCUGCUGAAGCCAAACGAGCAUCAGAAAUGGUAGGCACAAUGGGUGUUGCACUAUCUGUUUGCUCGAUCCCUGGUCAAGUGCCUUCAGAUCGUCUAGGCCCUGGCAAGAUGGAGCUUGGCCUUGGAAUUCAUGGAGAACCAGGUGCAGCUGUGACCGACAUCCAACCUGUUGACAUCGUGGUUUCCCAUGUCUUGAAACAAAUAUUGUCACAGGAAACAAAUUAUGUACCGAUAACUCGUGGCAGCAGAGUUGUACUUAUGAUUAACGGAUUAGGGGCCACUCCUCUUAUGGAACUGAUGAUUGCUGCUGGAAAGACGGUUCCUCGACUGCAGCUGGAACAUGGAUUGGCUGUUGAGAGAGUGUACACUGGUUCAUUUAUGACCUCUCUUGAUAUGGCAGGAUUUUCAAUAAGUGUGAUGAAGGCUGACGAAACAGUUUUGAAGCGUUUGGAUGCCCCAACUAAGGCUCCGAAUUGGCCUGUUGCUGCUGAUGGUGACCACCCACCUGCUAAGAUUCCUAUUCCUAUUCCACCAUGUCGUUUGAAAAAGAAUGAUGAGUGCCAUUUUUUCAUCAUUGACUUUUGUGAUGGUUUAUAUUUUGAUCCGGUUCUGAAUGUAACUUCAGUAAACCUUUCAUGUGACUUGAAAAAACGUUACCCAUUGAAUGACCCUGUAGAGACUGUCGGUGAAAUUGGAACUUCCAUAAGAAAAGGCAUGGGUGGAACCAGUGGGAUCAUAUACGACAUAUUCAUUAAGGCAGCGCAUGCAAAUCUCAAAGCUAAUAGUGACUCGGGCAUCACAGCACUACAAUGGGCUGGUGCAUUUGAAGCUGCUCUUGCUGCAGUCAGUAAAUAUGGGGGUGCCAAACAAGGCCACCGCACGUUGUUGGAUGCGCUUAUUCCUGCAUCCUCUGUCCUUAAAGAGAAAUUGGCGGCUGGAGUUGACCCUGUUGAGGCUUUUGUUCUUUCUGCUGAAGCAGCUGUGGCUGGUGCUGAGUCGACUAAGAAAAUGCAGGCACAGGCUGGGAGGUCAUCCUAUGUCUCGGCAAAUGUUCUAGCAUCAGUACCUGACCCAGGUGCCAUGGCUGCAGCUUCGUGGUACAAAGCAGCUGCAUUGGCUGUGAAGAACGCGUAUGAAGCUUCAUGA
Striga hermonthica is the source of this 1692-nucleotide messenger RNA. The record is from the annotation of a GenBank genome assembly. NCBI's taxonomy places the organism in Eukaryota, Viridiplantae, Streptophyta, Magnoliopsida, Lamiales, Orobanchaceae.